This is a messenger RNA of Nothobranchius furzeri (turquoise killifish), 3416 nucleotides long. It is a transcript of the gene ripk4, whose product is annotated as receptor-interacting serine-threonine kinase 4. Lineage: Eukaryota; Metazoa; Chordata; Actinopteri; Cyprinodontiformes; Nothobranchiidae. Gene Ontology annotation, cellular component: cytoplasm. Gene Ontology annotation, biological process: protein phosphorylation. Gene Ontology annotation, molecular function: ATP binding; protein binding; protein kinase activity. The record is from RefSeq and is a predicted model, not a curated record.
GCCGGGAAAGAGAAGGGGACAAAACAAGGAAAAGCACACAGGAGACGAAGACGGACGGCGUUCACCUGGCUGGUGGGUGUCUCUGACAUGGACAUGGAUGUCCCGGAGUCUCCGCAAGGGAAUUUGGGACUGUUGAGGAACUUUGAGUCCUCUGAAUUCAGCAGCUGGGAGAAGAUUGGCUCGGGUGGAUUUGGACAAGUAUACAAAGUUAGGCAUGUUCAGUGGAAAACAUGGCUGGCUAUCAAGUGUCCCCCCUCCCUUCACAUGGAUGACAAGGACCGCUCUGAGUUGCUUGAGGAGGCUAAGAAGAUGGAAGCUGGCAAAUUCCGAUACAUCCUUCCUGUGUAUGGGAUCUGUGAGGACCCUCAGGGCCUGGUCAUGGAGUACAUGGAGACCGGUUCUCUGGAAAACCUGCUGGUCUCUGAGCCGCUGCCCUGGGAGCUUCGUUUCCGCAUCAUCCAUGAGACGGCGGUGGGAAUGAACUUCCUGCACUGCAUGAACCCACCGCUGCUCCACCUGGAUCUAAAGCCUGCCAACAUCUUGCUGGAUGCCCACUAUCACGUAAAGAUAUCGGAUUUUGGUCUGGCUCGGUGGAACGGACUGUCUCGGGCUGAUGACAUCAGCAGAGAUGGCUUCUGUGGUACCAUCGCCUACUUGCCCCCUGAGAGCAUCAUAGAGAAGGAUCGGGUGUCAGACACCAAGCAUGACGUCUACAGUUUUGCUAUAGUGAUCUGGGGAGUGCUCACUCAGAAGAAACCCUACCAAGGAGAAAACAACAUCCUGCAGCUCAUGGUCAAAGUGGUGAAAGGGGUUCGUCCCGACCUGAGCACGCUGCCUCGGAGUCGACCCUCGGCUUGUGCCGGUUAUCUGAGCCUUAUGCAGCGCUGCUGGGCUACAAACCCAAACGACAGGCCGCCCUUCCACGAAAUUACAUCAGAAGCUGAGGAGCUCUGCUCUAAACCUCAAGAAGAGACCAGAACCUCAAGGUUAUCAUCAGAACCAGUACCCACAUCUGCGAACCCACUCACCAAUGACCAGGGUAAUGUCACCAAACCGGUGCGUCCAAAGUCGGCCAUGUUGCCAGAAAAAGACUGCAGCCUGUCGGAGCUGCUGAGCCAGGUGGAUUCUGGGAUCUCUAGGAGCUUUGAUCGAGUGAAGGAAGACGGCUGCCACAGCAAGGAGAAUACCUGUAAGAGACUGUCGGGCAUCUCUUCUGCAGACUCCGCCUUCUCCUCCCAGGACUCCAUCACCCUGUCCUUCGAGAAGGAAAACACUGUUGAUUCAGCUGAAGUCCAGAAGAAGAAGCUUUGUGAGGCAAUCAGAACCAAAGAUACUACCAAGUUGAUGAAGAUCCUGCAGCCUCAGGAUGUUGACCUUCUCUUGGACGAAGGAGGGAGCCUGCUCCACCUCGCCAUCAGUUUGGGGAAUGAAGAGGCAGUUAAGUUCCUCCUCCUGAACCACGCGGAUCCUAACCUUGCCAAUGACCGUGGCUCCACCCCCCUUCACCUGGCCACAGAGAAGCACCAGAAGUCUCUAGCCGAGCUUCUGCUAAACCGGCGCAGCGUCAGCAUCAACGCGAAAGACGAGGACCAGUACACAGCUCUUCACUGGGCAGCUCAGAAUGGGGAUGAGGCCAUGACACGGAUGCUUCUGGACCGGGGGGCGGCCAUCAAUGAGACCGACGGACAGGGACGCACACCGGCCCAUGUAGCAUGUCAGCAUGGUCAGGAGAACGUCAUCAGGGUACUGCUGAGUCGUGGGGCUGAUGUUCAGAUUAAAGGCAAGAACAACUGGACUCCACUGCACUUCGCUGCCUGGCAGGGGCAUCUGAGUAUCGUCAAGCUGCUGGUGAAGCAGGCCGGGUCCGACAUUGACGGCCAAACCACCGACGGUCGUACACCUUUGCACCUAGCUUCCCAGAGGGGUCAGUAUCGAGUGUCUCGGAUCCUGAUUGAGCUAGGAGCAGAUGUCCAUGUGAUGUCAGCUGGGCUAAACACGGCGCUGCACGUGGCAGCAGAAACGGGCCAUACCAGCACCUCUCGUCUGUUGAUCAAACACCAGGCAGACAUAAACGCUCAGAAUGCCCAUGGACUCACACCUCUCCAUCUGGCCUCGCAGCGAGGACACCUGGCCACAGUCAAGAUGUUGGUCACAGAGGGUGCAGACCUCUACAUAUCCAACCAAUCCCAGCGCACGGCCUGCCACCUGGCAGCUGAGAGCGGACACAGCGAGGUUCUGAAAGAGCUGCUUCUUCACUGUCCAGAUGGUGGCACACUUUCAGAUCAACAGGGGCUCAGCCCACUGCACCUGGCAGUGCAGGGCGGACAUUCUGACGUCACCAAGCUGCUGCUGCCAUACAACUGUCGGGGCUUAGUUAAAGAAAGCACAGUGCAGCCAGCAGCGCAGGGGGGGACCAUGGCGCAGCGGGAGGACAUGGUGCAGGAGGAAGCUACGGCUCAGCGAGAGGCCACGGCUCAGGGGGUGACCACGGUGCGGCGGGAAGCCACGGCUCAGGGGGUGACCACGGUGCGGCGGGAAGCCACGGCUCAGGGGGUGACCACGGUGCGGCGGGAAGCCACGACUCAGAGGGUGACCACGGCACAGCAGGAGGCCAGGUUGCUCCAGAGGAAAGUUGUUAUUCUCAAACUGACAGAGCACAAGGACCGGGAACCCCCACUCCGAACAGUGCCUCAGCUCUGACCUAACAGAGUCAGUCUGCUGGGUUUGUAUAGAACCGUUUCCAAACAUUUGAUUCCAGCUCAUCUGUUCCCUCACACUUUGAGAUGGGGGGGCUUUAAGUUCUUCUGUAAAUAUGUAAACAGGUGACACCCUCACCCCAGGUUACAGCAGGCCCUUGUUUUUGAGCUGACUGGGCCCUGAUCUUACUGCAUGUGUUCAGAAUCAGGACCUUUAAGCCUUGAUGUUGACUGCUUCUGCAGCCCCACCUGGAGACUUAUUACCUGUUUGGCUCUACUUGGGACCAUGCUUGGGUUGGCACAGACCAUGGGAACUGCCCCUGAGGGGGAUCACAAGCUGGAAGAUGAUGGAUGGCUGAGAAGGGAUGCUGACGUACUGCCGGCAAUUCCAGCCUGUUGGCUAAUUCCUGAGACCACUUUUAACUUUUCAUCACUCUGUAAAACCAACACGCCUCCAGGGCACAGCUUUUUGCAACGUGAGAAAGUUUGUGCUGCUGGCUGGUGUUUGUGAUGUUUUUUUUAAUAGCUGGAGCUAGUUUAGACCCAGAAAAGCUGUGUAACUCGAUGCGUAUGUUGUGUACAAAGCUCUAUUCUGCCUGUUGCCAGAUGAAACUCUUCUUCUCCAGCUGAGGGAGGAUAAUGGAAGCUUGUUCUAGCUUGGCUUCCAUCAUCUGUCCAGCUUGCUGCUUAGUUGGAAAUAAACGAAGGUUGGUUUUAUGA